Molecule: messenger RNA, 3015 nt
Organism: Prunus avium (sweet cherry)
Lineage: Eukaryota; Viridiplantae; Streptophyta; Magnoliopsida; Rosales; Rosaceae
Gene: NDB3
Product: NAD(P)H dehydrogenase B3
Cellular component (GO): mitochondrion
Molecular function (GO): NADH dehydrogenase activity; calcium ion binding
Source: RefSeq, a predicted model, not a curated record
CUCCAACCUCUCCGGAUUCUUUUGACACAUAUAUAUUUGAAGCUUCUUUUUCACACAUUCCUACAUUACAGGCAAAGCCGCGUUUCUCUCUCUCUCUCUGUUUUUUCCUCUGUAACUUCCCUCUUCUUCUUCCCUCUGCUUCUCUCUGUUUUGUGCCUUUUCGGCUGUAGAUCUAAGCGCCGAAAAGCUUGAAAGCAGUGAAAAAUGAGAGGUUUCGCUUUCUUCCAUAGAGUUUCUAGAGCUUUCCAUGACUAUCCUUCGAUUCCCAAAGUGCUCGUCGUCGUCGCCGUCAGUGGUUGCGGCCUUUUGGCUUACGCUGAGGCAAACCCUGAGCGAAAACUGGUCAGCAGCGCGCCUGUCCUGACUUCAGCUGAAGUGGACAAUAAGAAAAAGAAGGUUGUGGUACUUGGAACUGGCUGGGCUGGAACAAGUUUCUUAAGGAAUCUGAAAAAUCCCGAUUAUGAGGUUCAUGUCAUAUCACCUCGGAAUUACUUUGCCUUCACCCCUCUGCUACCAAGUGUUACCUGUGGUACAGUGGAAGCUCGCAGCAUUGUUGAACCAAUUCGAAACAUUGCUAGAAAGAAAACUGUAGAUGUUCAAUUCAGUGAAGCUGCAUGUCUCAAGAUCGAUGCAGUAAACCAGAAAAUCUAUUGUCGAUCUAAUGUAGAAAACAAUUUGAAUGGACAAGAAGAGUUCGUUGUGGAUUAUGACUACCUUAUAGUAGCUGUGGGAGCCAAUGUUAAUACAUUCAAUACUCCUGGUGUCGUUGAGAACUGCCAUUUCUUGAAGGAAGUAGAAGAUGCUCAAAAGAUCCGAAGAACUGUUAUUGACUGCUUCGAAAGGGCAAGCCUUCCAGCUGUUAGCGAUGAGGAAAAGAAGAGAAUUCUUCAUUUUGCCAUUGUUGGUGGUGGCCCAACUGGUGUGGAGUUUGCUGCAGCACUUCAUGAUUUCGUCAACGAGGAUUUAGUCAAAUUGUAUCCCAGGGUCAAAGAUCUAGUUAAAAUAACACUUCUCGAGGCUGGAGAUCAUAUUCUGAACAUGUUUGAUAAAAGAAUCACAGCUUUUGCUGAAGAAAAAUUUCAAAGAGAUGGUAUUAAUGUGAAAACAGGAUCCAUGGUUGUGAAAGUAACUGAAAAAGAAAUCUUUACCAAAGAAUUGAAAAAUGGAGGGGAAGUUUCGACCAUACCUUAUGGAAUGGCACUCUGGUCAACUGGUGUAGGAACGCGUCCUUUCAUAAAGGAUUUCAUGAGUCAAGUUGGUCAGGCUAAUCGACGGGUGUUAGCAACUGAUGAAUGGCUGCGAGUGGAGGGAUGUGACAAAGUGUAUGCAAUUGGUGAUUGUGCCACAAUAAAUCAGCGCAAAGUCAUGGAAGAUAUCGCUGCCAUAUUCCGAAAGGCGGACAAGGAUAAUUCAGGAACACUCACAGUUGAGGAAUAUAAAGCAGUGAUUAAUGAUAUUUGUGAAAGGUAUCCUCAAGUGCAGGUUUAUUUGAAGAGCAAACAGAUGAAGAAUAUGGUUGAUCUUUUGAAGGAAACACCGGAUGUUUCAAAAGGAUCCGCAGAGCUGAAUAUUGAAGAUUUCAAAACAGCUCUUUCCAAUGUGGAUUCCCAGAUGAAAAAUCUUCCAGCUACAGGCCAGGUUGCUGCUCAACAAGGUGUCUACCUUGCCAAGUGUUUUAACCGAAUGGAAGACUGUGAGAAAAAUCCAGAAGGUCCUCUCAGAUUCCGUGGGGAAGGCCGCCAUCGGUUUCGCCCAUUUAGGUACAAGCAUCUUGGACAAUUUGCUCCUCUGGGUGGAGAGCAAACAGCAGCCCAGCUUCCUGGGGAUUGGGUAUCGAUCGGCCACAGCUCCCAGUGGCUUUGGUAUUCUGUUUAUACAAGCAAACAAGUGAGCUGGCGCAACAGGGCAUUGGUGGUAACAGACUGGGUUAGGCGUUUCAUCUGGGGGAGGGAUUCAAGUCGCAUUUGAGGCACAUUUCAUUUCAAUUCAACUGCCAGAAGCUAUCUUAUCUUAACAAGAGAGUUUGACAAAUAAAGAACAAGUUUUGUUUUCCGGAUUCAAGUGGUUGGUUGAUUGAUGAAUGAGUUUAGGUGAAGAAGAAGCAGCAGAUCCUUGAUGUAGUAGUUGUAUCGGAUUCGUCGACUCACCUCACCAUUGUUUAUUUUUAUUUUUAUAAUCCUCUUUAACUAUACGCAUAUUAUAUUCCUAACCCUUUGCGGCUGUUACUGGAAUGAUUAUGUGUGGGAUUUGAAGGUCCCAAAUUUUGCAGUUAUAUUCCGUCUGAUUUUUGUUCGGUGGGUGGUGAUGUUCUAUUUACUUUUAUUUUUUUUAUUGAAAGGACGCAGAUAUACGUUCCCAAUUGCAAGUUGCAAACUUUGUAAGUGAGAUGAGAUAUUUUGGUCACUUCUUGAAUGUGCGGACGAAAACAGGAGUGCAGGUUUUGAGAUGAAACCGAUCCAGAUUGGAUCGUGCACACCCUACUUUUCCGGAAUUGUUUAAUUCAAAGAAGAAAUUGCUUGAUUCCUUUCGUUCGGAGGCAAACUACAACUUGUAUUUGAGACAUGACAUCCCAUCAAAUUUCCUUGUUUUCUACUAUGAGUGACAGGAAUUGGUUCCAACCGCUUAAAAAUGAACUGAAUAAUGAAAUGAAUUGAAUGGACUACACGUAUGAACAACUGAGAUCCGAUCAGCAGCUGCCACGUGCAAAUCCCCACGUUGCCGAGCCGACAAAUAAUGGACAAGUUUAUGGAAUCCACUAUUUUAUAUGGACACCCAGAAAAGGAGACCGUUGGUAGAACAUGGGCUUGUUAAGCUUUAGGGGGGACAAAGAGGGAGAUGAAUAAUACACUCAUACAGUAAUUAACUUCGUUGGUGAUGUCUAAUCACCUCGAGGAAGUAUUCGUUCAUCCAUAGAUUACAUUCUAGCUUGUUAAACAAAUAAUAAUUUAAAUAACUAAUCACCAUUACUAGAUCCCUAAACUAUUAUUUUUCUCUGCUGCUGCUGCUGCUAACUAU